Molecule: messenger RNA, 2901 nt
Organism: Beta vulgaris subsp. vulgaris (sugar beet)
Lineage: Eukaryota; Viridiplantae; Streptophyta; Magnoliopsida; Caryophyllales; Amaranthaceae
Product: putative DNA (cytosine-5)-methyltransferase CMT1
Exons: 23
Coding region: 195-2693 (832 amino acids)
Cellular component (GO): nucleus
Molecular function (GO): chromatin binding; methyltransferase activity
Source: RefSeq, a predicted model, not a curated record
UACGCAGAUAAAUAUAAUCUCAGUUUUCGACAUUUCCCGCUCAGAUUUCAAAAUCCCUAAUUUCAAACCAAAAUUUCUAUUUUCUUCAUCCUCUCUACGCACCAGGCACCACAAUAUACCCUCCUUCACCCCACUCUCUCUCUCUCCUGCUCUGCACACAACAAAGCUACGGUUUUCUUCUUCUUGUCUUAAUUAUGAAGAAAAAGUAUAAUUCUGAAGAAGAAGAAGUUCAGUAUAAUUGUGAAGAAGAUGAAGGUCAGUUUACUGGUAAUAUGCUUGAACAACCAAAAAGAAACUGUCUUAAUAAUCUAAAACCAAAGUCAAAGAAGUCAAAAUUAAAUUCUGAAGAAGAAGAUGAUGAAUGUCGUUUUACUGAUGAACCAAUUCCUGUUGUUGAGGCUAAACAACAAUGGCCGCAUCGUUAUUUAUCCAAGGGUAAAUGGGCAAUUAGACCGGCAUAUGCUAAAGGUUGGGAGAGUGAUGAAAUUAUGCAAGCUUGUCGACAUUACAACGAAGCUUUGAUUGAUGGAGUGACUGUUAGACUUCUUGAUGAUGUUUACAUUCAGGCUGAGGAAGGAACACCUGAUUAUAUUGCCAAAAUAGUGGAAUUGUUUGAGACUGUUGAUAAGGAACAAUAUAUUACAGCUCAAUGGUUUUAUAGAGCUAUGGACACUGUAAUUAAAGUACACGCUGAACUUAUUGAUAAUCGACGAGUAUUCUUUUCGGAUGUCAAAAAUGAUAAUCCAUUGGGCUGCAUUGUUCGUAAAGUGAACAUCGCUGCCAAUCCUUCUAAUGUUGGCGUGGACAAGUCUCAUGAACUGUUUUGUGAUUUGAGUUAUAAAUUGCCUUAUUUGACUUUUGCAAAUCUGGUGCCUGAUGGGCAAAAUCAAGGAGGUGGUAGUGAUACAUCAUCAACUAUUUCAAGUGAUCAUAGUUCCGAUGAGGCCACUGCUGAUGUUACUAGUAAUGGUGUAGCAGAAACAAUGCAAGAAGUUGUGGAACCUAAGAAUGAAAUGAGGUUACUGGAUUUAUAUUCUGGUUGUGGAGCCAUGUCCACCGGUCUUUGUCUAGGUGCAUCUCUAUCGGGAAUAAAACUUGUUAAUAAAUGGGCAGUAGAUAUGAACCAAGAUGCUUGUGAAUCUCUGAGGAAGAAUCAUCCUGAAACUGAGGUGAGGAACGAGAAGGCUGACGAUUUCCUAGCCUUAUUAAAAGAAUGGGAAAGGUUGUGCAAUGAUUUAUUAUUAUCAGCAGCUUCACCCUCACCAGAGGUGGCAUGUUCUGAAGAAGAAGAUAUUGAUGAUGACUCUCCACUUUCCCCUGGAGAGUUUGAAGUAGAAACUUUACUUGACAUUUGCUUUGGGGAUCCUAAUUAUGUGAGAAAACGUGGCCUUUACUUUAAGGUACGUUGGAAGGGAUAUGGACCUGAAGAAGACACUUGGGAGCCAAUUGAUGGCUUAAGUGGCUCUGAAGAUCGGAUAAAGGAGUUUGUUGCAAGAGGAUACAAAGCAAAAUUUUUGCCUCUUCCUGGGGAUGCUGAUUUCAUUUGUGGAGGACCUCCUUGUCAAGGAGUCAGUGGUUUUAAUCGCUUUAGAGACAAAAUGGAUCCUUUAAAAGAUUCAAAGAACCAUCAGCUUGUGGUUUUCAUGGAUAUAGUAGACUUCUUAAGGCCAAAAUAUGUGCUCAUGGAAAAUGUCGUAGAUUUAAUGAAAUUUGCUGGAGGUUUUUUGGGGCGAUAUGCUGUUGGAAGACUUGUUGGUAUGAACUUCCAGACACGCAUGGGGAUUAUGGCAGCAGGAUCAUAUGGCCUUCCACAAUUUCGACUGCGAGUGUUUCUAUGGGGAGCGCACAUUUCAAAGAAACUACCACAAUAUCCUCUUCCAACUCAUGAAGUUGUUACAAGAGGUGGGAUUCCUAAUGAGUUUGAGGCUGUUUAUGUUUCACAUGAAAAAAAGAGCUGCCCUUCCCUGGCAAAGGCUCUAUCAUUGGAGGAUGCGAUCUCAGAUUUACCUUCUGUAACAAAUUAUGAAGAACAAGAUGAGAGGCCUUAUGAAGGAGCUCCUGUUUCGGAAUUUCAGCAAUACAUUAGACUGAAAAGAGAAGAUAUGAUAUCAUUUAACGGGUCAGCUGAAGUUGCAUUAGAUUGUGCUCUUUAUGAUCAUCGCCCUUUGCAAUUGAACAAAGAUGACUAUCAAAGAGUGUGUCAGAUUCCAAAAAAGAAGGGAGCAAAUUUUAGAAACUUGCCUGGGGUGCUAGUAGACUCUAAGAACAAGGUCUACUUGGAUCCUUCUAUGGAAAGAGUGUUCCUUCCCUCAAAGAAGCCUUUGGUGCCUGAUUAUGCUCUAAAAUUUGUUCGAGGAACUUCUUCCAAGCCAUUUGGUAGGUUGUGGUGGGAUGAGACCGUUUCCACAGUCGUCACCAGGGCAGAACCUCACAACCAGACUUUACUGCAUCCGGAGCAGGAUAGAGUGCUUACCAUUCGAGAAAAUGCAAGGUUACAGGGCUUUCUUGAUUGCUACAAACUCUAUGGCUCUGUUAAAGAGAGGUAUAUACAAGUGGGCAAUGCUGUAGCAAUACCAGUCGCUACCGCGCUUGGAUAUGCAUUCGGCCUAGCAUGUCAAGGACUUGCUGAUGAUAAGCCAGUGACAACACUUCCCUUCAAGUUUCCUAGUUGUCUUGCUCGUAAAGAAGAAUGAGAUAUCAAAGGGUGUUGGGUAUGUCUAUGCGAUCAGAACGAGCAACUCUUGAUCAGGUAAGCCUUCAUUGCAGUUUUCUUAUCAUAGCUUCCUGUACUCACGCAUUGUAUUUCUAUCUUUUUAAAGUAUAGCUAACAUUUGUAAACCUCCAUAGCAUGUAUAUAUAUGCGUAAACUAUCAAUGAGAAAAUUAUUCAUUCUCUCCAAAA